ACAAUAUCCUUUAAAAGCAAAUCCCUGAAGAACCAAAGCAAGAGAUCCAAUAAAAACUGAUUGUGAAUCAAGAGGCCAAGUGCUGGAUAAGUGAUACCCUCGGAUACCUCGAUUUAAGUUAAGCCCCCUGAUUUGUCCCUACGGAACGCGGUGCAGCACCUGUUAUCCUGUUAGCCCGUUAUACUGUUUUCGUUUUUCUUCGCUGGCAACGUAGUCGGCCAUUGAGUUGGCCGAUACCAAACGACCUUCAAAACGUUUUGCGUCGAGGCAAUACGCACCAUGGGCUGCGCACAGUCUGCCGAGGAGCGAGCCGCAGCCGCCCGGAGUCGCCUCAUCGAGCGCAAUCUCAAGGAGGACGGCAUACAGGCGGCAAAGGACAUCAAGCUCCUGCUGUUGGGUGCCGGUGAAUCGGGCAAGAGCACAAUAGUCAAACAGAUGAAAAUCAUUCACGAGAGCGGCUUCACUGCGGAGGACUUUAAACAAUAUCGACCGGUUGUCUACAGCAACACAAUACAAUCAUUAGUUGCAAUACUGCGCGCGAUGCCAAACCUAAGUAUUCAGUACAGCAAUAACGAGCGGGAGAGCGAUGCCAAGAUGGUGUUCGACGUGUGCCAGCGAAUGCACGACACCGAGCCCUUCUCGGAGGAGCUGCUGGCCGCCAUGAAACGACUUUGGCAGGAUGCCGGUGUCCAGGAGUGCUUCUCGCGCAGCAACGAAUACCAACUGAACGAUUCCGCUAAAUAUUUCCUGGACGACUUGGAUCGGUUAGGCGCCAAGGACUACCAGCCAACUGAACAGGACAUCUUGCGCACUCGCGUCAAGACCACUGGCAUCGUGGAGGUGCACUUCUCCUUCAAAAAUCUCAACUUUAAAUUGUUCGACGUGGGCGGCCAGCGCUCGGAGCGUAAGAAGUGGAUACACUGCUUCGAGGAUGUCACAGCGAUCAUUUUCUGCGUGGCCAUGUCCGAGUACGACCAGGUCUUGCAUGAGGAUGAAACCACGAACCGCAUGCAAGAGUCGCUGAAGCUGUUCGAUUCAAUCUGUAACAAUAAGUGGUUCACGGAUACCUCGAUCAUUCUGUUCUUGAACAAGAAGGACUUGUUCGAGGAGAAGAUCCGCAAGAGUCCUCUGACAAUUUGCUUCCCCGAGUACACAGGCGGACAGGAGUACGGCGAGGCGGCUGCUUAUAUUCAGGCUCAAUUUGAAGCGAAAAACAAAUCAACCUCAAAAGAAAUCUACUGCCACAUGACGUGUGCCACAGAUACCAACAACAUUCAGUUUGUAUUCGAUGCUGUCACCGAUGUCAUCAUUGCAAACAAUCUGCGCGGCUGUGGACUGUACUAAGCUACUACUGGGACGGGAGUAUACACGCCGACGAUCCGCUUAAUCGGAGCGGAGCGGAGCGGGAUGGAUGGAUGGAUGGAUGGAAUAGGGGCGUUAGCAGGGAACACCGUAACGGUAUUAAAGAGCAGCGCGGGAGCACAACAACCCACCAGCAUUGAUCAAAACAAAACCAAACAAUUUAAGAGCAAAACGAUGAUAGAACCAACAAUCGCAACACAAAGGACACACAACACAGACUCUCACAGCACACACCAUACACCCACGAUGAUUAAGCAAAGCCCAAAGAACUUUUAUUUGUUUAACAAACGGCGAAUGGCGGACGGCAUGCGGCAUGCGGCCGGGAAUGCCCCAAAGUAACGACAUGUCGAAUAAGCCAGGCAGUACAUAACAUAUUACAUAUUAAAUAUUGAAGCAGAUACAAUGCUAACGAUGAUCAGGAUGAGAUUAACACGAAA
This is a messenger RNA of Drosophila bipectinata, 1799 nucleotides long. It is a transcript of the gene Galphao, whose product is annotated as G protein alpha o subunit. Gene Ontology annotation, molecular function: G protein-coupled receptor binding; GTP binding; GTPase activity. The record is from RefSeq and is a predicted model, not a curated record. Lineage: Eukaryota; Metazoa; Arthropoda; Insecta; Diptera; Drosophilidae. Gene Ontology annotation, biological process: adenylate cyclase-modulating G protein-coupled receptor signaling pathway. Gene Ontology annotation, cellular component: heterotrimeric G-protein complex.